Molecule: messenger RNA, 2465 nt
Organism: Durio zibethinus
Lineage: Eukaryota; Viridiplantae; Streptophyta; Magnoliopsida; Malvales; Malvaceae
Product: receptor protein kinase-like protein ZAR1
Biological process (GO): protein phosphorylation
Molecular function (GO): protein kinase activity; protein binding; ATP binding
Source: RefSeq, a predicted model, not a curated record
UUAAUAUUCCAAUAUAUCACCUGAUUAAAUUGUCUUUGUCAGUGUUGAUGUCCAAUAAACUAGUAAUAUUUUUUAAAACCUUCCCAAUAUAUGAAGAAAAACACUGCUGAGUGCUUAAUGCUCAGAGAAAUUCAAACUUUUUGUUUUGUAUAGAAAGCUUAGCCAGCCACGUUCCUCCUCUCCCUCUCUCCAUUCUCCACCUCGAGAAACUACCCCCACUUUCAAACACAUCAAAGAUCUCUCCUUUACAUUUGCUUCCUUACUUCCUCUCAUCUUCUGCAACUUCUCGUUGCAUGAAACCGAAAUUUGAUUAUGAAUUUACGAUCCAAUGAAGCUUUAGAAAGACUGGCAUUUUCAAAAUCACAAAGAAAAAUGAUGCUACUUUCACUUCCCAAUGUCGUUUACUUUCUGUUUUUCUUUACUUCAAUGGUUUCCUCUCUCAAUUCGGAUGGUCUCUCUCUGCUUGCUCUCAAGGCAGCCAUAGAAUCCGACCCAAGUCGUUCCCUUGACAAAUGGUCUGAGUCUGACUCAACCCCAUGCCACUGGCCAGGAAUCGCCUGCACUCGUAACCGAGUCUCCUCAAUCUUCCUUCAUAACAAAGGGUUAACCGGUUACAUCCCAUCAGAACUUGGUCUCCUCGACUCGCUAACUCGCCUGAGUCUCUCUCAAAACAACUUCUCCAAACCCAUUCCUUAUCAUCUCUUCAACGCUACAAACCUUAUCUACAUUGACCUGUCUCAUAACUCGCUCUCUGGCUCAGUUCCUCCAGAAAUAAAAUCCCUCAAGAACUUAACCCACCUCGACCUUUCUUCCAACUCACUCAACGGGUCACUCCCUGAGUCACUCGUCGAGCUUAAAAGCUUGACAGGAACCCUCAACUUAUCUUAUAACAAGUUUUCAGGUAAAAUCCCAGCUUCUUAUGGAGAGUUUCCUGUUAUGAUAAGCUUGGAUCUAAGGCAAAAUAAUUUAACGGGGAAAGUGCCUCAAGUUGGUUCUUUGUUAAACCAAGGGCCCACCGCAUUUUCAGGAAACCCUAAUCUUUGUGGGUUUCCGUUGGGGAAUCUUUGCCCUGAAGCUCAGAACCCUAGAGCCAUUUUAAACCCUGAAGAAAACCCAGAAAAUCCCAAUGGUUUUAGGCCUAUUUUAGAUGAUGGGAAUGGAGAAAGAAGCAAGGAGAAAAAUGGGUCAGUGGCUGUUCCCUUGAUCUCAGGCGUUUCGGUGGUGAUCGGGGUGGUUUCGGUAUUUGUCUGGCUGUUUCGGAGGAAAUGGAAAUCAGGGGAAGGUAAAAUGGGGAAAACGAAAAAGGAACAGGAGGUUGAUGAAGAAGGGCAAAAUGGUAAAUUCGUGGUGAUUGAUGAAGGGUUCAAUUUGGAAUUAGAGGAUCUGUUGAGGGCAUCUGCGUACGUAGUGGGGAAGAGUAGGAGUGGGAUAGUGUACAAAGUGGUGACGGGGAGGGGAUCCUGCACGGUGGGUACUACGGUAGUUGCUGUAAGGAGAUUGAGUGAGGGUGAUGCCACGUGGAAGUUCAAGGAGUUUGAGGCUGAAGUGGAGGCUAUCGGGAGGGUUAAUCAUCCCAAUGUUGUUAGGUUGAAAGCUUAUUAUUAUGCCAAUGAUGAGAAGUUGCUGGUUACUGAUUUCAUCCGUAAUGGAAGCUUGUAUGCUGCAUUACAUGGAGGGCCGUCCAAUACUUUGCCACCGCUUUCCUGGGCUACAAGGUUGAGAAUUGUUCAGGGGACUGCAAGGGGUUUAAUGUACAUACAUGAAUACAGCCCUCGAAAAUAUGUUCAUGGCAACUUAAAAUCAACAAAAAUCCUUCUUGACAAUGAACUCCAGCCUUACAUCUCCGGGUUUGGACUCACUCGUCUUGUCUCUGGGACUUCCAAGUAUACCAGUUCAGCAAGCAAAAAGCUGAACACAACCCAAACAAUUGCAACGCCUGCAGUGGCUUCAAGAAUUUCAACUCCUAAUUCUUACCUGGCACCUGAGGCUCGAGUAUCUGGUAGCAAGUUCACUCAGAAAUGUGAUGUGUACUCUUUUGGAAUUGUGCUAUUGGAGAUUUUAACUGGUCGGCUGCCUGAUGCUGGACCAGAAAAUGAUGAUAAGGGGUUGGAAGGUCUUGUGAGGAAGGCAUUCCGAGAAGAGCGUCCCUUGUCUGAAAUCAUAGACCCAACACUUCUAACAGAAGUUUAUGCGAAGAAGCAAGUGGUUGCAGCAUUUCACAUUGCACUCAAUUGCACAGAACUGGAUCCAGAGUUGCGCCCUAGGAUGAGAACUGUGUCGGAGAGUCUUGAUCGUAUCAAAUCGUAGUGAAAAUAUGUCGGGAAGAAUCUAGUAAAGUUCCAUCAUUGUCGCUUACCGCUGGCUCCUGCAGAAGCUGUUUUGGUUUCUGAAAUCCUUGGACACUUUGAUGUAUGACUUUAUUGUUGUAAUCAAAUGCGUUAUCUUUAAAUGAUUUAAUCCGUCCA